Molecule: messenger RNA, 1912 nt
Organism: Oncorhynchus mykiss (rainbow trout)
Lineage: Eukaryota; Metazoa; Chordata; Actinopteri; Salmoniformes; Salmonidae
Product: E3 ubiquitin-protein ligase TRIM21
Molecular function (GO): zinc ion binding; protein binding
Source: RefSeq, a predicted model, not a curated record
AAGGAGUUGAGUGAUGUCACUUUGCAGAAGUGAAAGUUAAAUAUAGACCAACCAUUAUCCUGUUCCUCAGAAAGAUAACAUUGCAGCUUAAGAAUCUACGUUUGUCGAGAAAUUAAAGGAAAACACAAGAUUUUUAGAAAUGGCGUCCUCUAGCCGUCUCCUGUCUGAAGAGCAGUUCCAGUGCUCUAUCUGUCUGGAUGUGUUCACUGAGCCUGUCUCCACUCCAUGUGGACACAACUUCUGCAAGGUCUGUAUCAGUGGAUACUGGGAUACAACUGACCUGUGCCAGUGUCCAAUGUGUAAGAGGACAUUCUACACAAGACCAGAGCUAAAAACCAACACAGCAUUCAGAGAUGUUGUAGAUCAUUUUAAGAUGAUCAGAAUCAGAGACACAGACGAAAUCAGAGACACAGACGAGUCCCCUGCCGAGGCUGGAGAAGUGUCCUGUGACGUCUGCACUGGGACAAGGCUCAAGGCCCUGAAGUCCUGCCUGGAGUGUCUGACCUCUUUCUGUGAGACUCACCUGCAGCCUCAUCAGAGAGUCACCGGCCUGAAAAGGCACAAGCUAAUAGACCCCGUUGAGAACCUGGAAGACAGGAUGUGUAAGAAGCAUGACAGACUGCUGGAGCUGUUCUGUAGGACCGACCAGACGUGUGUGUGUCAGUUCUGCAUUGAGACAGACCACAAGACUCACCACGCCGUCCCACUAGAGGAAGAGUGUGGAGAGAGGAAGGUUCAGCUGGGGAAGAUGGAGCGACAGAUACGGCAGAUGAUCCAGGAGCGACUAGAGAAGGUUCAGGAGGUCAAACACUCAGUAGAGCUCAACAAGAGAGACGCAGAGAGAGAAAUAGCGGACAGCCUGCAGGUCUUCAGUGAUCUGAUGGAUUCCAUUCAGAAAAGCCAGGCUGAGUUCAUUGAGGUGGUUGAGGAGAAGCAGAAAGCAGCAGAGAAUCGUGCUGAUGGGCUCAUUAAACAGCUGAAGCAGGAAAUGACUGAGCUACAGAAGAGAAGCACUGAGCUGGAGCAGCACUCACACACUGAGGACCACCUCCUCCUCCUCCAGACCUUCCCAUCCCUGUGUACCCCGAAACACACAAAGGACUGGUCUGAGGUCAGUGUUCACAGUGAUAUGUGUUUGGGGGGACUGAGGAGAGCUGUGUCUGAGCUGGAGCAGACACUUCAGGAAGAACUAGAGAGAGCGGUGAAGAGGUUGUGUGAUGUUGAGCUGAAGACAAUUCAGCAGUGGUCAGCGCAUGUGACCCUGGACCCUGAUACAGCACAUCCAUUCCUCAUCUUGUCUAGGGACCGGAAACAAGUGAGAUAUGGAGGCACAAGGCAGAAACUCCCUGACAACGCAAAGAAAUUCUAUAACCCAGAGAGGUUUUUGAAUCACCUCUCUGUCCUGGGAAAAGAUAGUUUCUCCUCGGGGAGAUUCUACUAUGAGGUGCAGGUGAAGGGAAAAGCUGAGUGGCUGUUAGGAGUGGCCAGGGAGUCCAUCAACAGGAAGCAUGACAUAAAUAUGAGCCCUUUCGAUGGCCUCUGGACUGUGUAUAUGAGGGGUGAGGAUAUCUAUGAGGCCUACACCUCUCCCCCUGUCCCUCUCUCCCUGAGAGAGAAGCCCCAGAAAGUAGGGGUGUUUGUGGACUAUGAGGGGGGUUUGGUCUCCUUCUACAAUGUGAAGGCCAGGGCUCAUAUCUACUCUUUCAUUGGCUGCACCUUCACUGAGAAACUCCAUCCAUACUUCAACACCUGUGAUAAUGAACUUGGUCCAAACUUAGCCCCAUUCGUCAUCUGUCCUGUCAAUCACACAGACUGAAUGCAAUGUUGUACUUUAGCACAUGAUAUUAUCUGAAAUUAGUAUGGACAUGUAAUCCUAUGCCGCAAUGACGAGAAUAAAUAAUAUCUGAAGUAA